Molecule: messenger RNA, 4000 nt
Organism: Triplophysa dalaica
Lineage: Eukaryota; Metazoa; Chordata; Actinopteri; Cypriniformes; Nemacheilidae
Exons: 4
Coding region: 2375-3028 (217 amino acids)
Biological process (GO): adaptive immune response
Cellular component (GO): membrane
Molecular function (GO): signaling receptor activity
Source: RefSeq, a predicted model, not a curated record
GGUGAGUAAUUGUGAAUUAGCGCCAACUGUGGCCACUGUAACAAAUCUCAAUAAAAUGGAAGGAAGGAGGCGGGAACCGGCAAACAUUUAAACAUUUAAUAAAAGUAAUAUAACAGCCGGCGGCCCCUCACGGACGACCGCCGGCGAACAAAACAUAAUAUAAAUACAAACAUAACACAAGUUCGGGCCCGGUCCUCUCUCAUCGACGGUCCGGUCGCUCGUUCCUUUUAUGCUCCCAUCUCCUACGUGAUUCGAGCCCGGUGUGCGCACAGUUGGCGCUAAUUCACAAUUACUCACCGGACUCGAACCACGGUCUCGCCCCGCCUACUCUACUACAGCACAUAUACAGCAGCCAUAUUUCCAUUUAAACCUAUAUCAGCCUUGGCACCUGUUUCCAGGCCUUAACUUCUUUCUAAUGUCUGUCCAGCGCUGGAAAGAUUUUCCAAUAUAAAUGGGGGUCUUAUUACUUGUCUGAUCAUAACACUUAUAUUUACUUCUCUCUUUUGUAUUUUCUCCUUCAUCUCCCUUUCCAUAAUCUCAGGCAGACAGACAGCGUUUGUAGAGCUGGCCUCAAACCCUGGGUAAAAAAUAGCCUUUACCUAUUAAUUUUGAUGUUUUUAAUUAUAAAAUCAACUGAACAUCAAAAGUGGACCUCAUACAACAGUAUAAAACAAUAAACAAGGCCAGUUCGUCGCACCUUUAAAUUCAUGAAUUUUUUUCAUAAUGAUCUCUUCAUCUUCAACAGAAAGUGAAUUGCGCUGAUUCUCGCGAGGAGUCAAUCAAACUGAUGAUGCUUUCCGUGUUCCGUGUGAUUGGCUGUUUGCCGCAAGUCUCACACUUUCAGGUGCACAUGGCUCACAAACUCUUGAUCAAACCUGAGUUGACAGAGAACAUUUUACCAUUUGUCUGGUACAAACCAGACCAUUUGGUUUGGUCUGGUUUGGUCUACCAUUUUACCAAAACUUACUUUGCAACUCUGAGUUUGUUCACCUCGCUUCGUGAUACAGGCCACAGGGCAGACUGAAACACAGGGUAGAAAAAAGAGACAUUGAAGGAACGAACAAGCACAGGACAGCAAACACAAGGCUGAUGAACACUGGGGCAUUAAAUAGUGAAAACUAAUGAGAGAUAAUUACAAUGGGCAUUUGAGGGGAAUGAAACAGUAACGGACAGAUAGACGCAGAAAUUAGGGGGUGGGGCUAAGACUCCUGACAGGAGAACACAAGGCAAACAAAACAAAGGUUAUGUGCUUCCACACAUAAGACAACUAGCACAAAAUACAUGGUACUGUCACAACCCUGUCCACAAAACUAGACAAGACCUGACAAGGAGGACAUGAUCAUGACAGUUUCAGUAGUGUGUACCUCGCUACAUCACUUGACCUUUUUUAUGCCUAUAAAUAGAAACACAGCAUGUCUCAUUCGCUUCUCUGCUAACCAUGUUAUACAUUUGUAACUGAUAUGUCUCAUUGUAUUUAAAAGAGUUCUAGUAUUUGAAUAUCUACAUCAAGUAUUUAGAAUUGCUACUACACACAUGUGUAGGUAAAGGUUGUAAAAAAUGGUACAAUCUGAUUUUUAGUUUUAUUUUACAUAUGAAUAAUAAGUAGUUUUAGAACCAGGUCCCAGAAUGUUUAACAUGCAAGUACCUUUACCAAAAUCAAAUUACUGUAACUGCAAAUAUGUAGGGUGACAACAUUGAACUAUUUCCCAUUAUCUAAAAAAUUUACUAAUCUUAAGGUGUAUGAUUGAUUUUGAAAUGUUUAUCGUAUUACAUUUUUGUUUUAGUGUAUAAGGUACAUCAACAACACAGCUGGGUCUACAAGACUGCCAGGUAUUGUUGUUAAUAACAUUUAUUGCAAACAUCCUAUGUCUAGGUGUUAAAUGAAAGCAACAACAUCGACAAAGGCGGGAGAAAUCCAUUACAAAACUUAAGUGGAAAAAGAAAUACAAAUAUGCACAGAUCUUUAUUCCCAUUGCCCAACCCCAUUCAGGUGACAACGAUUGACUACAUAUCACCUUCCUCCAUUCGAUGUAUGGCCAGUACACAGACCGGUAGCAAAGCAGAGGGUCGUCACACAAUGAAAAAAUAUUAUGUAUGGUUUAAACCAUAUAUGACCUGCAAUUUAUUUACACAAACAACCACACAUUAAGAUAUCAAAACAAUAAGCUAAAUCAAUAAAUGGAAUAAAGAGGACUCGUUUAAAAAUAGACAAGGUAAUUUGAACACUCAAGAGUUAAGCCACGAAAGCCCAACCCUUGUGCAGCCCAUGCAUCCUGUAUUUAAAGCUUUUCACACAGUAGCUUGAACUGACUUCUCGCUGAAUGUGAUCAUAGUUUUAGAAGUGAAGUGUACUUGUUGCAUCUCAGUUAAGAAGAUGGCAGGCGUUGUGAGAUGCUGUGUACUAUUUAUGAUCGUCGGUUUUUGUAGCCACUCAUCACUAGCAUCAUUUGACACAGUUACGCCGUUAAUAGGAGAACGUGGGAAGAGCAUCAACAUCCCAUGUGCUACCAACAAAAGUCCUCAGGAUGGGGUGUACAUGAUAAGAAAAAAACUAAAUGAAGAAGAACAUCAGAAUAUCUUCUAUUAUUAUUUCAAAGAUAACAAGUUUACUAUUAAAAUAAAUAUCAGCGCGAGUAUAAAUAAAGAAGCCAUCCCCAACAUCACUGCCACCCUCAACAAUCUAACUGUCGCAGACACUGGAUACUACUGGUGUAGAUUUAAUCUUGAAGAAAAACAAACCGACAGCACAGCCACAUUUUUAUUUGUGACAGAAAUCAAAGAAGAAAUUAUUUAUGUUUGCAAUGAGAAAAUAGAACAUUGUCAAAAUGGGACGGUUUUCUAUGUGAUGAUAGCUCUGUUUGCCUUAACACUGUGCAUCCAUGGUUUCCUCUAUGUGAAGGUGAAAAGAAGACACGAGUACACUCCAUCAAAAAAGUCUCCAGACUCUUCAAUUUAUGAAGAAAUGACCAGAAACAGAGUGGAUACUUCAGCCACAUUAAUAAACUCUGCGUACCAAUCUACCAAGUAAUUCCCACAAACACCUGUGCUAGAUCAGGGUUUUAAUGAAACUUCCUUAAGCACAUGCAGAGAUAGCGUUUGUCUUACAUGUAUGAGAUCAUAGGUGGAAUUGUGUUCAUUUAAACUGCUUAUUAACAAAAUGGAAAAUGUGUCUAUAAGACACAGAAGACAUACAGUAGAAUGUGAAAAAAAAGAAUGUAAGUAUGGAAAUCGUUGUAUGUGUUCAUUCUUUCAAUCAUUGCAGAUUGGGAUAAAUAGAUAUUAGGUUCUAUUUAACUUUAUUUCAUUGGCUUUAAACGUGUACUCUGCACAAUAUCUAGUAUACAGUAUAAUGUAAAACAUUCAACAUUGAUUCAGAAGUGCAAAUAGAAACAUAUACUGCAUACAAAUAGUAUAAUGCUAAUAUACAUUGCAGAAACCUGGAUGAGAACAAUCAAAGUGGAAAUCGUUUGUUUGUUUGUCACAUGACAUAUGAGUCAAAUGUAGAUAUAGCUGUAGCAUUUGUUUUUGAUCUUGAUGUUUAUUUCUCAGCUUGAGUUUCCACUGUUACCCUGUUAUCUUACUGUGGGUCAGUAAACUGUGGCUGCUUUGCAAAGAAACUGCUGUCAUGUUUCCUUCCGUUUUUAACCAUUUAAACCCCUCAUUACUUUACUUACAAACAAUGUUAAGAGUUUAAUGUGCAAUACAGUAGAUGUGCAGAUACUGCAUCACUUUUCCCUUUUUAAAAGUUGCAUGUUUUUGAUGAUUGUUUUUGUAACCAGAAUGUUCUGAUAAUGUUUUUUAUAAUGUCUUUUCUCCAUGUUUAUUCAUUUGUAUUUUAUGAAUCGUAAUAUAGCAACUUUAUUGAUGCUUUGGUUUGACAAAAAAUGUAAAAACGUGUUAACAAUGUAACAAAAUCCAGUAGAUUUGCUCUUACCAACAAAUCCAUGUCACAAUUGUCACUUUUCACUUAAUGCCACAUCUCAAUAAAAUAAUUAUCGUU